GAACAAACAGGGGAAAUGGCUGCGAGCGCGGGCUUCUCCUCCAAUGGACCUGUACCCUGGGCUCUGAGCGACACCGAGGUGAACAAUCUGUACCGGGAUCUGGAGCUGGGCACCGUACUCACGCUCUAUUACUCCAAAAAGUCCCAGAGACCCGAGAGGAGGACGUUUCAAGUCAAGCUCGAGACCAGGCAGAUUAUCUGGACCAGAGGAACGGAUAAAAUCGAGGGCGAAAUUGAUAUCCGGGAGAUUAAGGAGAUCCGGACUGGACAGAAGUCUCGGGACUUUGAGCGAUAUGUGGAGGACGUCACGACCCGGCCGGACCAGGCCCACUGCUUCGUCAUCCUCUACGGCACUGAGUUUCGCCUCAAAUCCCUCAGUCUGGCAGCGACCUCAGACGAGGAGAUGGUGAUGUGGGUGAAGGGUCUGACGUGGCUGAUGUCCGAUACGCUGAGCUCCUCCACACCGCUGCAGAUUGAAAGGUGGCUAAGAAAGCAGUUUUACGCAGUGGAUCGUAACCGAGAGGACAGAAUUUCCUGUAAGGAUCUGAAAUGUAUGUUGUGUCAGGUCAACUACAGAGUGCCCAACAUGAAGUUCCUCCGAGAGAAACUUCCGCUGAUGCUCAACACACACAAAUCUAUGGAGAUUCCACUGCUGCAGAGGUUUAUUGACAGACCGGAGCAGAAGAUCUCGCUCGAGGACUUCCAGAACUUCCUCAUUGAACAGCAGAAGUUCCUCACCUAUCUGUUCUCCAAAGAAAACACCAUCUGGGACGCUCAGCUGGAUCAGGUGCGGCCCGAGGACAUGAACAACCCCCUGUCCCACUACUGGAUCUCCUCGUCCCACAACACCUAUCUGACGGGGGACCAGUUUUCCAGCGAGUCGUCUCUGGAGGCGUACGCCCGCUGUCUGCGCAUGGGCUGCAGAUGCAUCGAGUUGGACUGCUGGGACGGUCCUGACGGGAUGCCUGUCAUCUAUCACGGUCACACCCUCACCACCAAGAUCAAGUUCAGUGAUGUGCUCAACACCAUCAAAGAGCAUGCAUUCGUCACGUCUGACUAUCCCAUCAUCCUCUCCAUCGAGGACCACUGCAGCAUCGUCCAGCAGAGAAACAUGGCCACUUUCUUCAAGAAGGUGUUUGGGGAGAUGCUGCUGACCAAAGCGGUGGACAUUUCAGCAGACGGCCUGCCCUCGCCACACCAGCUCAAGAGGAAGAUCCUCAUCAAGCACAAGAAGUUAGCGGAGGGCAGUGCGUACGAGGAGGUGUCGUCUUCAACACCCUACUCAGAGAACGACAUCAGCAACUCCAUCAAGAACGGCAUCCUGUACCUGGAGGACCCCAUCAACCACGAGUGGUAUCCACACUUCUUUGUUCUGACCAGCAAUAAGAUCUAUUACUCUGAAGAGACGUCCAGUAAUCAAGGGAACGAGGAUGAGGAGGAGCACAGAGAGAUCUGCAACGGUAUGGACCAGCAUGUGACGGAGAAGUGGUUUCAUGGUAAACUGGGUGCAGGUCGUGACGGCCGUCAGAUCGCAGAGCGCCUGCUGUCUGAGUACUGCGUGGAGACUGGAGCUCCAGACGGAUCCUUCCUAGUGCGGGAGAGCGAGACCUUUGUAGGAGACUACACCCUCUCCUUCUGGCGCUCUGGUCGUGUUCAGCACUGCAGGAUUCACUCUCGACAGGAAGCAGGAAGUCCCAAGUUCUACCUGACGGAUAACCUGGUGUUCGACACUCUGUUUGCGCUCAUCACUCAUUACCAGCAGGUUCCUCUGCGCUGCAACGAGUUCGAGAUGAAGCUGACCGAGCCGGUGCCGCAAACCAACGCUCACGAGACCAAAGAGUGGUACCACGCGUGUCUGUCCCGCAGUCAGGCUGAAAACAUGUUGAUGAGGGUCCCACGUGACGGUGCUUUCCUUGUUAGGAAGAGAACUGAAUUCAACUCUUUCGCCAUUUCCUUCCGGGCUGAAGGGAAGAUCAAGCACUGUCGCGUCCAGCAGGAGGGACAGACGGUGGUUUUGGGAACCUCGGAGUUCGACAGUUUAGUCGAUUUAAUCAGUUACUAUGAGAAACAUCCACUGUACCGCAAGAUGAAGCUGCGCUACCCCAUCAACGAGGAAACACUGGAGAAGAUCGGCACUGCUGAGCCUGAUUAUGGGUCUCUGUAUGAGGGACGAAACCCGGGAUUCUAUGUGGAAGCCAAUCAGAUGCCCACGUUUAAGUGCACAGUUAAAGCCAUGUAUGAAUACAAAGCCCAGCGGGAUGAUGAGCUCUCCUUCAUCAAGAACGCCAUCAUUAGUAACGUGGACAAACAGGAGGGAGGCUGGUGGAAGGGUGACUGCGGUGGAAAGAAGCAACUGUGGUUCCCGGCCAAUUAUGUGGAGGAGAUCAGCCCGACGGCGGUGGAGCCCGACAGAUCUGCCUCAGAGAACAGUCCUCUGGGAGAUCUCCUGAGAGGAAGUGUGGACGUGUCUUCCUGUCAGAUCGUGGUCAGACCUGAAGGGAAAGGCAGUCGUCAGUUCGUCUUCUCUCUGGUGCCGGUGGCGUCUCCUCGCACCGGUCCUGUGCUGGACAUCGCAGCCAGCUCUCAGGAGGAGCUGAAGGACUGGGUGGUGAAGAUCCGAGAGGUCACCAUGACAUCUGAAGCCAAGCUUGAAGAGGGGAAAAUGAUGGAGAGAAGAAAGAAGAUCGCUUUAGAGCUGUCUGAUCUGGUCAUCUACUGCCGGCCGGUUCCUUUUGAUGAAGACAAAAUUGGGACGGAGCGCGCCUGUUUCCGGGACAUGUCCUCCUUUCCCGAGACUAAAGCAGAGAAGUAUGUGAACCGCGUUAAAGGGAAGAAGUUCCUGCAGUAUAACCGUCUGCAGCUCUCGCGGAUCUACCCGCGCGGCCAGCGCCUCGACUCCUCCAACUACGACCCAUUACCCAUGUGGCUGUGCGGCAGUCAGCUGGUGGCCCUCAACUUCCAGACCGCAGAUAAACCCAUGCAGAUGAACCAGGCCAUCUUCAUGCUGAACGGCAGGAGUGGAUAUGUGCUGCAGCCGCCCAUCAUGAGGGAUGACAACUUCGACCCGUUUGACCGCCACUCGCUCAGAGGAGUGGAGCCCAUCACACUCAGCAUAGAGGUUUUGGGAGCGCGUCACCUGCCCAAACACGGUCGAGGUAUUGUUUGUCCGCUCAUCGAGAUUGAAGUUUGCGGAGCAGAAUAUGACAAUGCCAAGCAGAGGACAGACUCAGAAGCAGACAAUGGUCUGAACCCCACCUGGACCAGGAAACUCUUUAGGUUCACCGUGUGCAAUCCUUCCUUCGCAUUCCUGCGCUUUGUGGUCUACGAAAUCGACAUGUUCAGUGACCAGAACUUUCUGGCCCAGGCCACAUUCCCCAUCAACUGCCUCAAAACAGGCUACCGCUCGGUCCCGCUGAAGAACAGCUACAGUGAGGAUCUGGAGCUGGCCUGUCUGCUGGUGCACAUGGACGUCAUCAGAGGACGGGUGGGAUAUGAGAUGAUCCAUGAGAAUGGAGACAUGUUGAGUCCGUUCUCUCCGGCUGGGGCGAUGGCGAUGGCUAUGCAGACGGGCCGCGAGCGGAUGAACGACUCUGGCUCCGUCUCCUCCACCUCCUCCAUGUCUCCUCUGCCCUCGUCUCCGGCGCAGGCUCUAGGGUACCGCGGGCGCGAGGGCUCGUUCGAGGCCCGCUAUCAGACCCCUCUGGAGGACUUCAGAGUGUCUCAGGAGGCGCUGCUGGACCACGAGAACAGGAGGCUCCGCAGGGCUCGCGUCAGCGCCGAUAACCGAGCGUAAACCGAGCAGAUGGAUAGACGGAGCAGACGAGACGCAAGGCCAGCGACAGGGAUUCUGCAGAGCUGAUGAUGAUGAUGAUGAUGUCGGGACGGUUUGUUUGGGAAUGGGCAUAGCGGCGCUUUCAGACAGAUCCUCUCUCUCCUGCUCA
Molecule: messenger RNA, 3940 nt
Organism: Danio rerio (zebrafish)
Lineage: Eukaryota; Metazoa; Chordata; Actinopteri; Cypriniformes; Danionidae
Gene: plcg1
Product: phospholipase C, gamma 1
Biological process (GO): intracellular signal transduction; release of sequestered calcium ion into cytosol; lipid metabolic process
Cellular component (GO): ruffle membrane; cytoplasm; ruffle
Molecular function (GO): phosphatidylinositol phospholipase C activity; hydrolase activity; calcium ion binding
Source: RefSeq, marked provisional